UCACUUUGUGUUUAGCUGUUGAACAAUGGCUGGAAUUUGGUGUUUGGCUCAGAUUUUGGUGGUCUGUGCUUUCUGUCAUGCUGUCCCACAGUGGAGUCAAUCGCUUCAGGAUACUCAAGCUCUGAUGAUCCAGCAAACUGACCAGCAGUUUCAGCUCCAGAAGCCAGUUCAACAGCUAACUAACCAGCAGUUUCCGUUUCAGAAGCCAGUUCCACAACAACCUAAGCAGCAAUUUCCAUUUCAGAAGCCAGUUCCACAACAACCUAAGCCGCAGUUUCCGCUUCAGAAGCCAGUUCCACAACAACCUAAGCCGCAGUUUCCGCUUCAGAAGCCAGUUCCACAACAACCUAAGCCGCAGUUUCCGCUUCAGAAGCCAGUUCCACAACAACCUAAGCCGCAGUUUCCGCUUCAGAAGCCAGUUCCACAACAACCUAAGCUGCAGUUUCCGCUUCAGAAGCCAGUUCCACAACAACCUAAGCUGCAGUUUCCGCUUCAGAAGCCAGUUCCACAACAACCUAAGCCGCAGUUUCCGCUUCAGAAGCCAGUUCCACAACAACCUAAGCCGCAGUUUCCGCUUCAGAAGCCAGUUCCACAACCAAAGCCGCAGUUUCCAAUUGAGAAGCCAGUUCAACUUGAUAAAUGUGCUGUAGCUGAUUCUGAGCAGAUCCAAUGUGGUCUACCUGGGAUCAGUGGUGCUGAGUGUGAAGCUAUCAACUGCUGCUUUAAUGGACAGCAGUGUUUCUAUGGGAGGGCAGUGACUGUCCAGUGUAUUAGAGAUGGUCAGUUUGUGGUAGUGGUGUCUCGAGACGUUACCUUGCCUCGACUGAGUCUGGAUUCUGUUCAACUACUGGGUGGAAACGACCCACCUUGUGCUCCUGUGGGGUCUACACCUUCCUUUGCUAUAUACCAGUUUCCUGUGACUGCAUGUGGCACGAGCGUGAUGGAGGACGGUGGAUAUGUGGUGUAUGAAAACCAAAUGACCUCAUCGUAUGAAGUGGGGAUUGGACCAUAUGGUUCCAUCACAAGGGACAGUCAUUUUGAGUUUCUCUUCCAGUGUAGAUAUUCGGGAACUUCUGUGGAAGCUCUGGUUGUGGAGGUCAACUCUGUUCCUCCACCUCCACCAGUAGCCGCUCCUGGACCUCUCAGGGUGGAGCUCAGACUGGCCAAUGGCCAAUGUGUCACCAAAGGCUGUGCUGAAGGGGAUGAGGCUUACACUUCCUACUACAGUGACGCUGAUUAUCCCAUCACAAAAGUCCUGCGAGAGCCUGUGUAUGUUGAGGUUCACAUUAUGGAGAGGACUGACCCCAACAUUGUCCUGAUGCUGGGACGUUGUUGGACUACUUCAACCCCCAGUCCACUCAGUCUCCCCCAGUGGGACCUUCUGAUCGACGGAUGCCCUUACCAGGACGACCGCUAUCUUACCACAAUGGUUCCAGUGACUGGAUCGUCUGGUCUUCAGUUCCCAAACCACUACAAGCGCUUUGUUGUGAAGAUGUUCACAUUUGUAGAUCCAGCCUCACUGGCUGCUCUGCAGGAAACCGUCUUCAUCCACUGCAGUACAGAGGUGUGCCAUCCAUCAUCUGGCUCUUGUGAGCAAAGCUGCACCAGGAAACGAAGAGAAACUCGUAUCAAGGCUGUCUCUGGGGAGCAGACUGUGGUUUCUAGUGGAGAAGUUACUCUGGUCAUGUAAAUCUAGUGUUUUUAAUAAACCGUGCAGAACCGAGGUA
This is a messenger RNA of Carassius auratus (goldfish), 1727 nucleotides long. Its product is annotated as zona pellucida sperm-binding protein 4-like. Gene Ontology annotation, biological process: binding of sperm to zona pellucida; prevention of polyspermy. The transcript is spliced from 8 exons. Lineage: Eukaryota; Metazoa; Chordata; Actinopteri; Cypriniformes; Cyprinidae. Gene Ontology annotation, molecular function: structural constituent of egg coat; acrosin binding. The record is from RefSeq and is a predicted model, not a curated record. Bases 26 to 1690 code for a protein of 554 amino acids. Gene Ontology annotation, cellular component: egg coat.